Messenger RNA from Ectocarpus siliculosus, 6445 nucleotides. The record is from the annotation of a GenBank genome assembly. Lineage: Eukaryota; Phaeophyceae; Ectocarpales; Ectocarpaceae.
AUGCCUCGGCUGCUGUCGGAAGAGAUAGACGAUGCCGUGCGAGAGGUCAAGUUUAUAGAGGAGGCCCUGUCCGGCAGCGCCGGUUGCGACGCCGGGGGCAGCGGCUCGUACCUCGGGUUGACCGACCGUGGGGCCUUGCUAGAUUUGCUCCUUUGCGCCCGACGGCAGCUGAACCUUCUCCGAGAGAAAGAGGUAGCAAUCCUCAAGUCUUCUGCUGCUGCGGGGGGGCGAUCCAAUCAGCACUUUGAACCUUCGCCGUCGGCUGCUACGGGGGUUUGCCAACCCGGAGGAGGCGUUAGCGACACAAGAAGGCUCUCGGACGUGACGACUUGGAUGUCGUGCAGGAGUCUGCUGGACAGCAUGGGCGUGGGGGACAUCCGUCUUGUGCACUCGGCGGUGCCAAGAGCGGAGCUGAGCGUGAUCGUCGACGCGUUGCACCUGUUUCAAUGGCCGGGGGCAGCCGCCGCAAGGGGCCUCGCCGCCGGCGCUCGAUAUCGGGCCGCCGGGGAGCAAGAACGGGCCGGGCUCCGUGCCUACCUGAACGCCAUCAUCCUCCCGGGGGACGCAAAUGAGUGGGUCGUUCCUGUCGCGGGGGGGCAAGACCCCGGCGACGCGGCCGAAAGCGGCGGCCACGACAAUAACUCCUCCGACUUCUUGUCCGUACCGUGCGACGGUAGCUGGAGACGCCGCCGCCGCUCCGGCCAUGCGGGGGACAGGUGGGCGGCGGCGACCGAGGGGGGGGGGGAUACGCAAGGGGCAGUUCGCGGGGGGGUACCCUCCGCGGCGAUCUGUCUCUCCGAGGCCAUCAGCUGCGGGGGGCCCGCCUCCGGCUUGCGGGUGCUGUUGGAGGUGGUUCUGCCGGAGGCGACGUCGGCGUCCGCUAACGGCACCGCUAUAUCGAGCUGCAAGAACGGCGAAGACAACGGCUGUCGCCGUGGCAGAGGCAGCUGCCGCGGUGGGCUGUCGCCGCGUGCCGCGGGCGCGGGCGGGCAGCAGGCGGCGGGGCUGUACCGGGCGAUCGGGGUCCUCGUUGCGGCGAACCGCCGGAGUCCGCUGACGAGGCCCGUGGUCGUGCUGACCGACCUGCAGGCCUCCUGGAAGCUGCUCUGGCUGGGCGGGGCGCGCUCGGGCCUGGCUCCGGCCGGAGAGGCGGCGGCGGCGGCGGAGGCGGCGGGGACGGCCUUCCACCAUGCGGCAGCAACCACCGUCGACGGCGACGACGUUGACGUGUUUGUGUGGAGGAUGAGUCCUCGCGAUGCGAUCUCGGUCGUACGCUCCAUGCUGGAUGAGGAGGCCGUGGGGUGGGACGGACAGGUCUCGUGGGCGCCUCGUCAAGGUGAUGCUGUUGCUGCUCCUGCUGCUUCUGGGGGGGGCGGUACACACGGCGACGACGGCUUUCACGCUCUCGCAUGGGCAAGCGAAGGAGCGGCAGGAAGAGGAGGAGGAGGAGGAGGUGGAGUUGCGGCAGGAGAAUCAAAGGGCCCAAUGCAAUCGCUGAGAGACCGCCAUCUCGUCGGCCGUCGCAACUUCGGCCGGCCUCAUUCUUGUCCCCGCCACGGGGGCUCGCGGGCGGCUUCCUCCGCUGCUGCCGCCAACGGCGGCAGCGGCGGCGGCGGCGGGGGGGUAGAAGCCUACAUGGGGGGAAUCGGGCGCACCUCGAGCCCCCCGCUGGCGAUGGAAAUGGCGCUCCGCAGGGAGCACGCGUCUUCCUUCACGGGGAAUAGCUUGCCCGGGCAGUGGACAGCAACGGGGGGUAGCUUUGGGGAGGGCGGGGAGUUCCCGCCGAGAGAGUGCCGAGCCUUUUCGGCCGGCGUUCAGCACGCUAGUGACGGGUUGGACAGGGCGGCCGAGAUGAUGGGACGGCGGUCUACUUUUGCGAAUCUCUACCCGCUCCAUGGAGGAGGAGGAGGCGGCAACAGCGGAGGAGGAGGGGGAGCGGGGGACGAAGGGUACUCGGUUGACGAUCGCUUCCGGGGGCGGCUUUCGAACGGUAAUCAUCAUUCUACCAACGGCGGCGCAACGCCCAGAGAGCAUCGGGGCGGCAGCUUCGACAACGACGGCAGAGGCUUAUCAGACAACAGCAGCACUAGGCAGCGCUCCUUUACGGCCUCCUCCCCUCACACGCGACCGCUGUCACCGCCGUCUGCUCCGGUUAACCCGCUCGCCGACCCGACCGUCCUCCGGCACCUCAUCCCCUUCGCCGCGGGGGACGGCUUUCUGUUCGUCGCCGGGAUUUCCAGGAGCUGGAGAGAUGCCUGGGGCGUCGAGCGGCCGCCGGAGACGGACACCGAUGCCGCCGUGCAGUCGCCCUCUCGGCUGGGGUGGGCGAGGGCCAGUGGGCUGGGCUGGGGGCCGAGCGUGUGCGCGCGGGCUGCGUCGGGGGGGCACCUGGCGACGCUGCGGUACGCCAGGGCUCUGGGCUGCCCUUGGGACUGGACUUGCUGCGCGCUGGCCACCACGAAGGCUCUUGUCCCGGUGAGCGCGAUGAUCCAGUGGGCCGCAUCGCAGCCAGCGUCUUCCUCCUCUUCUGUGGUUGGUGACGACCCUUUGCGACCGAAGCGCCUUGAGGUGCUGAAGUGGUGCAGAGAGAACGGGUGUCCUUGGGACGAGGCUACAACAUCCGAGGCUGCCCGGGAGGGAAACAUGGAAAUCUUGCGGUAUGCCGUGGGCAACGGCUGCCCUAGGAACGUGCUCAUGUGCGCGUACGCCGCGGCGGCGGGCCACUUGGAAACCCUCAAGUGGGCGAGGGAGGAGGAGGGCUGCGGCUGGAACGAGGCCACGUGUGCGUUCGCGGCAGCGGGGGGUCACUUGGAAGUCCUGGAAUGGGCGAGAGAGAGGGGUGCCCCAUGGGGAGAGGAGACGUGCGCAAGUGCCGCCAGGGGGGGCAGGCUCGAGGUUUUGAAGUGGCUGAGAAAGCACGGGUGCAAGUGGGGGGCGGGGACGUGCGGCAACGCGGCCGAGGGCGGGCACUUUGACGUCCUUAAGUACGCCAGGGGGGAGGGGUGUCCGUGGACCGAGGCGGCCUGCACGCUAGCCGCGAGGGAAGGUCACCUGGAGAUCCUCAAGUGGUGCCGCAAGAACGGCUGCAAUUGGGUCUCCGCGACGUUCAGGGCUGCCGCGGGCGUGGGAAACCAGGAGAUGCUUUGUUUCCUGUUCGAGGAGGGUUGCCCCUGGGACCGCCGGACUUGCGCCGCGGCCGCGAGGAACUCGGACCUCGAGACCCUCAAGUGGUUGCGGCUCAAGGGCUGCCCGUGGGACUCGCGGGUGCUGGACGCCGCGGCGGAGGUCGGGGCGAUGGACGUGUUCGAGUGGGCAAUGAGCAACAAGUGCCCUUCCUGAGAGAGAGAUGUGCCGAUCCGCUGUGCUAGCCUGGGCCGCCGACGCCACGGAGCGGACGGGAUAUGUGGUUGCGAUGGCGCCGCGAGCACAGGCGGUGCCAGCACAGGCGGUGCCAGCUUGCGUUGCCUAGGCAACGCACAGCGGUGGAAUCGUUUUUUUGAGAGGGAUGGAGACGGGAUGGGACCCAAUCAAGAACCGUCUGUGCCUAGACCAAGGACAGCCCCCCCGCGGGGCCUCUACGUGGGGUAAUUGAGUCCCGGCAGCCGUUCAGAGACGGCAAUGAUGAUACGGCUCCAGCGGGGUGCUCUGUUGGUGUAAGGACCCAAGCAGCAUGGAGCAAGGCAUGGAGGGAGCGAUGAGGGAAACUACGCACGCUUCGAUAGGUGUAUUUUUUGUCGUUGCGAUUUCUGCCGGGGGUGUAGGACCCCAGGUGGGCAUUUUUCAAGGGGGGGGGGGGGGGGGGGGGGCAGGCUAGACGGAAAACAAGCAUAGACGCCCCCCCUCGAGUUGGUCAAGUCCAUGUUCUGCUUUCGGUUUCAUGCUAUUUAUAUAUAGACUAAUGGUAUUUUCGAUUCUACAGCAGUCGCUUACGCAGUACAGCAGUGUCCCGGAAACAAGUCGUUGACCCAAAGCCCGUUCGAUGGUGCUGACUUGAAUGCCGCCUGACGAGGAAAAUCUUGGGGUUUAGUGUUGAAUGGUUGGGCGUUGUGAGAGGGUAUCAUAAUGAUUGUUGUAGCAUAUUCAUCGUGUUAGAGGUACCUUAGACUUCCGUUGGUGUGGGGUUUGGAUAGCUUGACUUUAUGUUUUGUUUUGGGAAGAUUGGUGUGGAAGAAAUUGCGAUUGCAUGGUGUGCGCGCGUUCUAGACUUUCGGAUGAAUCCAAUGUUUGGACGCCGGGGAAGGCGAUCUACGCUAGAGUGCAAGGCGUGAUGAUAAAAAAACUGCUUUUCCGUUCUAUGCAUGAUAACCGUUUGGUAGAAUUCUUGUAGAGGUCAGAGGACCCCAAAAUAUGGCACAACGGGCGGUGGCUAGUUUUCGGUGUCUGUCUGUGGUGGGCUGAAUAGAGAUGAAAGUAGUGAGGGACGUGUGUGUCGUUGAUUUUUUUUUUUUGCGUUCUUCUUUGCCUUCCAAAGGCACGAUUGAAUUGUAUUUUUGGAAGCCUCUCUUCUUUCGAGUUUUGCCGGGGCCGUUGGGCUGGACGCCCUCCUUCGAGAGGAAGGAGAGAGGGCGUCAGGAAGGCGCUUCUUGUUUUUUCGCGCGCGAGAUCAAUAUAUUUGCUUUGCGCCGUCCCCAAGUUUGUACGAUGCGAUUCUGUCGAGUAGCAUAGUUUUGGGGGCCGUUGUCUUUAUUGUUGUGGGGUAGGGGGGGGGGGGGGGGGGGGUCGCAACCGGUGCUUGUUAGGGGAGAAUGGGUAUUUCGUCGAGCAUUCCGUGAGUGAAUUCCUGUUGCGGGCAUAUGUACCGUGAGUGAAUUUGAUGCCGGGGUCGCAACUGGUGGUUUAUUUGGGGAGAAUUAAGGAUGUCGUCGAGCAUGCCGUGAGUGGUGGUUGUUGUGCCAGAGGAAGUUUUUUGCGUUUGAUAUGUUGGCUUUGCGGGUUUACGCCGCUCUUCGGCUGUAACUGGAGAGCAAUGGGCCUUUUUUUUUAAUGUUGUUGUUGUUGUUGUUGUUGCACGUUUUGACCCAUGGCCCGACGGAAGAAUGAUAGAGAAGAGGAGAGCGUUGAUGUGUGGUGUCCGAUGGACGUUAAGCUGCAAGCAAGUCGAUUACAAUCACAGAGGCCUAAGUGUUCUCUGUUCUUAAGAAGUUUCUCCCUGCCCAGAUGUGUUGUUGCUUCCAACAAUUUGGAUUAUCGAAGGAGGGACAAAACUGAAACUGAUUCUUGGGUGCGGGACAGACAAGCAGCUAGCUAGACAGGGCGUGUGCUUUUGGAGUGCUCGCGUGAUGAUGUACGUGCGCGUGCCCUCUCCUCCCCACCCCAACAAAGCCACGAGUCAAUCGUUUUUUGCUCUGGGACGGGGCGAACGUGCUCCCGGUGUGCGUAUUCUGCUAGCCCAUGGCGCCUGUUUGUUGAGCGUUCCUGGGAUCCACCUUUUGGUGUUAGAGAUUAGAGGAGAGGUGAGGGGGGUUGCAGAAGGUGGCCCGCGCUCUCGUUAAAUUUUUUUUCUUGUGUCAGGGCUACUGGUGCGGUGUUGUUGUCCCCAGAUGUGUGUGUUUGUUGUGUCGUCGAUGUACACCAUAGUAUCUGGGGUCUUCAUUAUUUGAACCGCGGUUGGUUUUGCGACCGUUGUUUUUUGGGAUUUUUUGUUUAAUGUAAGGCCAUUGCAUGUACACAUGCACUUAAGGCCGGCCGAAUACCUACCGUUUCCUCGCGUGUGCUGUUGUUAUCGAGAGGGCGGUGGUGUGUAUCGGCCAUGCGGAGUCGAAGGUGUCGUCGGUGUUGUUUUCGCGAUCGACGGAUUCCCGCAGGUUUGCCGGUAAAUUAUAUAUCUACAACAUGUAGUUUUAAUGCCGACGUGAAAAGAAUUGGCUUCUAUGCGUACGCAGCGAUACGAAUGCCUCUUCAAAAGAAAGGUGCAUGCAAAUGCCAGAGCUCUUCGGGUGGAGAGAACAAACGCCGUACGGUACGCGGAAGCUGCGAGCGAUGGUGAUUAACGGCAGUGCGAGCGAGAAGCGGCAAGUAAGUUAUUUCCCUCUUUACGUGGGCGUGUGCUCGGUUUCAGGUUCGUUGUCCCUCUCCCUCCGUCGUUUGCUUACACACGUGCGUUUGCCGUUGGCGUGAGACAUGCCGGGUUCAGGGGCUGCAACGAGAUACAGCCGCCGCCGGGGAAACCUGCUGCGAAACGUGCCGUAGAAAGCACCUUACCUUAGCGGAAGGAAGUAUGUAUGUGGUAUGUAUUUAUGUAGCAGUGUGGAGAUCAGGGAGAAGCGAAGGUGUAUUUCACGGACGGAUGAUAGUAGUCCCUCGUGAUGUGCAAGCAUUGGACGAACGGAUGUGUGCAUACGGUGUGUGGAUAUUUCUGUAGUUUUGUAAGGGAACAAACCCGGUUGCCCUACCUGCUAAAUAAUCGUCGUCGUAAGGACGCAACAAGAAAUUUAUCACACCACUG